AUGGCAGUCACCCUCUUGCCUCUCCCGCCAUUUCCCUCUACGCGAGCCCGCGCGACCCUCUCGCCAUCUCAAUCAGCCGGACUCCUCCAAACCAUUUCCGGUGCCCUCUCACAGGUUUUGUCUCUCACCGACACGCAAAUCAACACCCCUGCUACCCUCACAUUCAUCUCAUCGUAUGCGAAAGACGGUGCUCAACAGUCUCUCCAAUCCCUCAUCUGGGGCACAGAUGACAGCCCCCCACGACUGAGCCAGACCGAGCGCAAGAUCCGCCAUGCAGUUUUCGUGCUCGCUGAACGCCUCGCACCCUUUGGCACACUAGACCUGCAAACUCUCGUGGACCUUAGCGUUGCCUACGCACGCGUUUCGCCCACGCGUAUCCGAGGCAUGUUCGCCUCGGCCUUUGUCCAAUCCCGCAAGGCUCCCGAACUCAUCGAACAAGCGCAGAAGAGUGCACUCCCCGCCUUCACCACACUCUUCUCUUCGCCCUCUCAAGGUCUGUAUGGCCUCCGCAAGACUGCCCAUAUCCUACUGUGUUUCCUUCGUCCCGCGCCCGCAGAGGCCACACGAAUCUUUGCGCGCAACACCGCGUUCAUGCGUGCCCUCGCGAACGCAUAUGACGCGGGGCUCGCAACGCUUGCGCAGACAUACGGAGGCGUUCGUGUGCUGUCCACGCUGAUUGCGGGUGGUGCGCCGACGCGCGAACUCGACGAGUGGGAGCGCCUUUUCCUCGAAACCAAGACGGCGCUCCUUGACACGUUCCACGUCCUUGUGCGCGUCCUGCUCGAUGACGUCGCCGAAGUCACUCAGGCCGGACCUGCGCUCGCCGCGCGGGCGGAACCGGCGUUCGAAGUCGUCUUUGGCCUCCUCGAUGUCCCCGCCAGCAGUGGAGGUCCGAUGGCGGACGGGGUCCCGCCGACCGCGUUUCUCAACCGUCCACUCCUCGCGGACUACCAGCACGCGUACAACUUCUCGCACACCUUGGCAGACGUCUUGCGCCGCACCGAGGACGCGCGCGCGGACCUCUUGGAGUCUUCGCUCCGUGCCAUGGCAGACAAUGUCGCGUCGGGCUCCAGCGCUGGCGCGCUGAAGCUCAUCAUCCGCUCCUCCGGGGUCCCGCCCGGCAUCGACAACCUCAGGCGCGAACCCGCUGGUAAGGCGCCACCCGGAGACACGAAGAGCAAGGGCAAGGCCACCAGCGGACAGCGGGUCGGCUCAUCCGUGGACGUGCCGGACGAGCAGCUCGAUAUCGCGCUCGCGCAGGUCUUGGACCUCUUCCCGGAUCAGGACUCAGGAUACGUGCGUUAUCUGCUCUCGCAUAGCGACUACCCGUACCGCGGGGACGCGGAGCGCCUCAUCGGCGCGCUCCUUGAAGGCACAGCCCCGUCCCAGGCGGAUGUGAAGGCGGCUAUGGCGAGGGAGGGUGCGGGCGUGCAGCUGGACGAGAAGCCAAGCGUGCAUGUCGAAUACUCUCUUACAAGUGAACGACGGAAUGUGUUCGACGAUGAGGCGAUGGAUCUGAGCAAGGUCAAGAUCGGGAAGAACAGCGAUGACGCACAAACAGUCCUGCAGGAUCGGUCGUUCAUCGAGCAGAUGAAAGCGGACAUCCUACGGCGCGCGGAAGAGAUUUCUGACGACUCGGACGAGGAAGACGAUGCCGGGGCCCAAGCAAUGGGCGGCGGCGGAAAAGGCAAAGGCCGCGCGGCCGCACUCGACGAUGACGAGCUCGACGAUGCUGACGUGGUCAAGGUGCGCGAUGGAGACGCAUCGGACGACGAGGAAGAUGAGGACGACGACGAGGCAGAGGACGCCGUGGAGGCACCACGCACGCCGGAGGCCAUACUUGAGCUCGCGUACAUCCGAGACGCGAAGCUGUUCGACCGCGAUGGGCAGACGCGGCGUAGCAAGGCGCGCGCGGACCUCAAGGCGCAAACAGGGAUGUCGGACGAGCAAAUUGAGGGCUGGCGGAUCAUGCUCGAGCGAGAUCCGAAGAAGAAAGAGAAGAUGCUUGCGAAGCACGAGUUCGCGGGCAAUAAGCCCCUCGCGUCUCCACCAGAAGCGGGUCCGUCCAGCGCGAAUUCGCGUGGCGGAGGCCAGGGCCAAGGCCAGCGUGGGCGCGGGGGAGGUCGCGGCAGAGGGAGUAGAGGGGGCAGAGGCCGUGGUGGCGGUGCUGGUGGACAGGAGGGAGGUGAAGGCGCGGACCGCGCGUGGAAGGACAAGAACAAGGCGAGCCGCGGGAACCACAACCGCAAGCGAGGCCAUGACAAGAAGAUGGCGAGGGUGGGCGGUCCGGGCUGA
Molecule: messenger RNA, 2295 nt
Organism: Trametes versicolor FP-101664 SS1
Lineage: Eukaryota; Fungi; Basidiomycota; Agaricomycetes; Polyporales; Polyporaceae
Exons: 4
Coding region: 1-2295 (764 amino acids)
Molecular function (GO): ubiquitin binding
Source: RefSeq, a predicted model, not a curated record